Diorhabda carinulata is the source of this 1143-nucleotide messenger RNA. RefSeq lists its product as uncharacterized. The transcript has 3 exons. The record is from RefSeq and is a predicted model, not a curated record. Lineage: Eukaryota; Metazoa; Arthropoda; Insecta; Coleoptera; Chrysomelidae. Bases 104 to 979 code for a protein of 291 amino acids.
CAAAAAGAAGAAGAACCAAUGCUAAUAUUUAUUUUUAAUUUUUUUAUCAGUUUUUUAUUUUAAAGAUGUUUAUUAACGAUUCAAAGAUUAAUAACCAUUAAAAAUGGUAGUAAUGGGAGAAAAUAAGAAUUUUUCUUCAAAUCAUCUGGAUCAAAGUGAAUAUGAAAUACCUUAUUCAUACGACAAGAUUAAAUGGAAAUUAGGCGAAACUUACAGAAUUCGUGUCGGCAAUAUUUACGAUCCUUCAAAAUUUUGGAUAGUUCAUUUCGAAAACGAAUUAAGCUUAUUUUUCAAAUACAUGAAUAGUUACUACGAAACAAAAAAAGAGGAAUAUCGAAUGCGACCUGCAUCUAUUAAAAUAAAACGUUAUUGUGCAGCUUUUACAGAUGGUGCAUUCUACAGGGGAAUCAUAGUUGAUAUACCUUUAUUUAAUAAAAAAGAGAAACAAGUAGUAGUUUUUUUAUUUGAUUUUGGGUUUACUAAUGUCGUAACAAUUGAUAAUUUGUAUUUUCUCUGCGAAAAAAUGUAUAGCAUACCUCGGUAUGCUAUAAGAGCUCGACUACAUGGUCUCGAGCCAUUCAAAACUGAUACUUGGACCAAUAAAUCUGCUGAUACUUUUAAAGAGAUGACUCAAGGAAAAAUACUGUUAUGUGUGCUGACAGAGAUUGAUCCAGUGCUUAGAACGAUUUUUAUUAGAGUAAUGGAUGUACCGCAGUUUAAUAAGAUAGUCGAUAUUGGUCAGGUUCUGAUUAGUGAAAAAUUAGCGAAACUAACUACAUCGAGAAAAUCUAAGAAACAUAAUAAAAGUAGGCUAGUUUCCAAAGUUAGGUAUCCUUAUUUAUUCCCAUCUUUUGAGGCACUAGAAAAUGGGAAUAUGCCGUCCACUGUAUUCAUUAAUGAAUCGCUAAAACAGUGUAUAACGAGUUCCAUAUUAUUUAAACCUUAUUACAAUUUCAAUGGAGUUGAGCUUAGGGAUUAAUAUAAAUUUAAAUAAAUAUUGACACAGCGCAACAAUGUAUACCCCAGUGACCGAAAUUAUAUUGCAAACAUUAUUUUUUGUAAUUUUUACAAAUUUAUUAUAUUUUUUGGUUUUAUUUAUUAUCAUUGGACAAAAUUAUGAUGAAUAUAUUAAUUGAUUAUUAA